Messenger RNA from Myxocyprinus asiaticus (Chinese sucker), 821 nucleotides. Its product is annotated as fibroblast growth factor receptor 1-A-like. The record is from RefSeq and is a predicted model, not a curated record. Lineage: Eukaryota; Metazoa; Chordata; Actinopteri; Cypriniformes; Catostomidae. Bases 193 to 735 code for a protein of 180 amino acids. Gene Ontology annotation, molecular function: fibroblast growth factor binding; fibroblast growth factor receptor activity. The transcript is spliced from 5 exons. Gene Ontology annotation, cellular component: plasma membrane.
CAGGCUGGAAAAACAGACAUUUAUUCAUUUUAAUAUCGUAUAUGUAUUUUGAAUGUGUUGAAACUUGACACUGGGAGACGCACCCUGAAAACGGCACCGUUUGGUUGGUUUCAUGCUGAAGAGCUGCUUAAAACUGAUAUCCUUGCUGCAGAGAGCUGGGCUGGGUACAGUGUUAGAUGUAGAGGACCCUUUAUGAUGAUGAUGAUAAUGAAGGCUAUGCUGCUGCUGAUUUCAGUCCUCCUUACUCAGGCUCUUCAGUCCCAGGGCAGACCCACCACCAAAGAGCAUUCACCGCACAUGCCAGUCUUUCAUGCUGGGUUGCCUGCUAACCGUACAGCAGUGGUGGGAAGCGACGUAGAGUUUGAGUGUAAAGUCUUCAGUGAUCCUCAGCAUCAUAUCCACUGGGUGAAACAUAUCAAGGUGAACGGCAGUAGAGUUGACUCUAAUGGAGUGCCUUACGUCCGGAUCUUGAAGAUGGCAGACAUCAACACCAUGGAUAAGGAGAUGGAGGUACUGCAGAUCAGGAAUGUGUCUUUAGAGGACGCUGGGGAGUACACCUGCUUGGCUGAGAAUUAUAUUGGCCUCUCCCGUCGCUCUGCAUGGUUGACUGUCUAUAAAGUCUCCUCGUGUGCGCUGCCCUGUGCCAGUUCAUCUUGUUAUCUCACCAGUCUGUUCCUGUUAGUCGUGUUCCUUCUGUCUGGAUUCUGUUUGUCAGCCCCAGCCCAGCCUGUCUAGAAGACUAGUACGGCCCUGGACUGUGUUUCUCCCCUACGGGGUAGUUUCAGUUUGUUUUUGUUAUUAAGUAAAACCCCAUCACUCUG